This is a messenger RNA of Pseudoliparis swirei, 5753 nucleotides long. RefSeq names its product zinc finger protein 638-like. Gene Ontology annotation, cellular component: nucleus. Bases 448 to 5529 code for a protein of 1693 amino acids. The transcript has 25 exons. Gene Ontology annotation, biological process: regulation of RNA splicing. Gene Ontology annotation, molecular function: mRNA binding; zinc ion binding. NCBI's taxonomy places the organism in Eukaryota, Metazoa, Chordata, Actinopteri, Perciformes, Liparidae. The record is from RefSeq and is a predicted model, not a curated record.
CAGCCUCAUAAAGACUGCGGGCUGAAAAGGAAUGACGACUUUCCAGUAACAACAGAGACUCACAUCGGGGAAAGCCUCGCUGUGCUCUCCGACAGUAAUUUGCACCGUGCGCCUACCCUUCGUUUGGAUUCCAGUGCAACAUUCUCCAUUGCCAACAGCACCAAAGGGACCCAUUUCACAUUUGGACCAGUGGCUGCUGCUGCAGUGACAACUCUCCGAUUGGCUCAGAUUGAGACUCAGGCGCAUAUUGCUCUCCAGCAGAUCGCUCUCCAGCAGCUUGCUACACUAGCGACCAUAACUAUUGGACACCAGUGGUACAACAACGGAUUUGCAGGAGCCUUACAGCCUCACCUGGCUCUCCUGAGUCUUCUCAAUAGACGGCAGGUUUCAUCUGUUGGGCUCAACGUGGACACAAACACUUCCAGAAACACAAGUCUCUCUGCUGCCAUGUACCACCACCACUCCCAGCAACAAGGCCCACCGCCUUUCUCUAAUGGGCCUAGGCCGCCUCAUCAGCAACCUCCGAAUCAGCAUCAGAACCAUCCUCCCUCCAAUAUGCUGUCGCAGGCCAUGGGUUUCCAGUUUCCUCGUCCUACCCAGCUUCCUGAUGAAAUAGAGUCUGCCUUGGCUAUCCGGGGUGCUCGAGACAUGGAUCACCGCCUCAUUGACCACAUGAACCGACCAAACCAACACCAGAACCAAGGCUCUGGUUCUGGGAUCAGUCAACAUGGAAGCUACAUCUCUAACCCAAUAACACUCGCCUCUGAUAAUCAGCCUGGCCGCCAGCAAGGAGUAGACUGGUCAAACUAUCAACCUCCAUCUAAACUGUUUGUCAGUCCUCCACCUAACACUAGCCACCAGACCCAACGACAACAGGGGCCGCAACAGCACCCACAGAGCAGCCAUGCUGGAACAAGCAUCCCAAGCUGGACAACCCCUGUAAGUGACUCGCCAUCACUCCAAGCACGGCACCCAUGCCAUGCUGGCGGAAGUGGGGGCAGUGGGGAGGGUCAGGCUUUGUACACACCCGAGAGUGCAGGAAGCAUCUUGGCUAGUUUUGGACUUUCAAAUGAGGACCUAGAAGUGCUGAGUCACUACCCUGAUGAUCAGCUAACCCCAGACACUUUACCCUUUAUACUCCGUGACAUCCAGAUCAAUAAGUCAGGCAACCAGAAAACUGUGGCCUCCACUUCCUCCUCUUCGUUCUUGCGAAGCAUCCAUGACAUGCCGCUGUCUCUUUCCCGCGCUUCACCGUUGACACGUUCACGCACACCAGAAGUACCCAGCCUGCUUACUGUGACACAGACUGCCGGUAAAGUCAUUGACUAUGGUCAUGCAAGUCGCGCAAAGGACGAGACUCAGACCAGAGAGACUUUCAAAAGAGAGCGGCUCUCCAAUGAGAGGACAGUAAAAAUGUACCCAUCCUCGUCGUCCUCCUCAUCAAAUCCAAAGUUGGAUAAAGUGGAAAGGCGGCAGGUUCAUUUGGAACACAGUGAUUCAAGCAAGCACGGAGACCGGGACUAUCGCAGGACAAGUGGCAACCAUCGCAAGAGCAGUAGGUCACCUGGGAGAGAAUUUCCAGCAUCGUCCAAAUCUCGUAAUUUGGACCGGGACUACAGGCGUGACGGACCCAAACCUAGGCUCCCAUCUGAAGCCAAGAGCGAAGCGUCCUUGAGACGGUCUCUCUCCUCUUCGUCUGGCUCAAGACCUCCCAGCAGCAGCAAGAAGUUACCGACCCCCACCAUGAUAAGUGAUUUCUCAGCUGUGUCUCCAAAGGUGUAUCCCCAUACCUGCUCCCUGUGCCACACACAGUGUGAUCAGGAAAAGGACUGGGUUGAACAUAUCAACACCGUCAACCACACUGCUGCCUGCAGAGACCUGCGCAACAAGUACCCUGGCUGGAAACCAAAUCUACCAAGUCGGAGCGGACGAUAUGGCAGCCGGUCGCUGUGGGAUCCCAAGACUCACUCUCCAUCCCACUCUGUGUGUCCAUCCCUCUCUGGUUCUCCUGACCCUAGUCCUCCUGGCAGCAAACAUAAAGUGGGCCCCCAUCUCCACAGGCUGCACCCGGGGCCCUACUCUCCUCACAAUCAACCUCGCCACCAGCACUUCACAGGGGGUUCUUUUCGAAGUGGUGUGACGCGUCCUCAGGAUGUUGACAAGUUCUCCACUGGAGCCGGCCGGCAUCCAUUCUCGUCUAAGGGAGAUCAUGGCUCCAAACAUGGACCACUACAGUCAUUCACCAAAACUCCCAAGAGCGGGACCAAGCCUGGAACCAAGUCGACUAAGACGGCUGCCAAGCUUCCACCACCCAAGAAGAAGAGGAAAAUCGUGGCUCCGGCUUCCCAGGAUUCGUCUGUUGCAGCUCGUCUGGUUUAUCUGACGGGCAUCCCAAAGGAUGCGUCUGAGCAGGAAGUUACGGACGUGGUGGGGUCCUUUGGCAAGAUCAACAACGUGAUCCUCAUGCCAUGCUCGGAGGAAGAGAGCCAAAAGGCGUCGGUAUGCAUGGUGACGGCUGAAUGCGCCCAGGGUCUGGCCAGCUCCACAACUCUCUCCAUCAGAGGCCAACAAGUCACUGCUUCAAUCACCAAGAAACCUGAAGCAGGGCAGUCCUCUGACGAUAAAGACAGCAAACCUGCUCCAGCACUGGAAAAAGAUGCCGCCGAGGAGAAUUCUGGAGAGCCACAGCAAACAAUGACUGGGACCGUUGUUUACUCGCACGCUCAGCUGAUUGCGCUGUGCAGGCCGCAGCUUCUGCCUGGAGACAGACCUGUGAUCCCAGUGAAGCGACGGAAAAGGGCUCGGGGCUGCAGAUCGGGUGUCAAGCGGAGGGCUAAAACGAGCAAAUACAAAUCCUCGGUACCGGCGAUCAUAACGGGGAACGUGAGGUCUUUGGCGAAUAAGACGGAUGAGCUCGGCGCGCUGGUAAUGACUGAGAGGAUCUUCCGUGAGAGCAGCCUCUUGUGUUUCACUGAGACGUGGCUGCACGCGGACUAUCCGGAUCACAGCGCGUCCGUGCCCGGCUUCAGGACUGUUCGGGCUGACAGAGACGCUACACAGAGCGGAGGCGAUGCUGACCAGAAGACUUCUGAUGAGAAGGGCAUGGUGAUGGUCACAGGACUUCCAGAGAGCGGCUGGUCAGAGAGUGACCUCAUCAAGCUGGUCCAGCCCUUCGGAACUCCCUCUGACAUCAUCAUGGCAACACAAAUUGGAAAGGUUCUCGUGUCACUGCCAGACAUGGAGAUGGCUCAAGAAAUCGUAAAAGUCCACGACUUGAUCCCGGCAAAGAUUCAAGACUCUGAGCUGAAGAUGAUCCAUCUCAAACAGCGUAUUGGUCUCAGCACACCGGUGGCUCUCUACAAUCUUCUAAUGGGAUCAGCGGACACAUUAGAGAGUCCCGUUCUCGUCGGCUGGAGCUGCCUAUUGGUGAUCAGUAACGUUCCCAACACGGCAUCCGCCUCCUCUGAGGUCCAGAAAUUAGUGCGACGCUUUGGUACCGUCAUCAAGACCCUCGUGCUCAACAAUACGGUCAUCUGUGAAAUGGCUACUGCAGCUAUGGGCUUGUCUGUGUACAAACGUUUCCAGAUGUUUCCGUGCAUCAUCCACAACAACCCGCUGUUCUUCUCCCGCAAGCCAGACCCCAAAGCCAACAUACAGACCAAAGUCAUUCCCGCAUUCCUUGAGUCCUCUGAGGACACAGCUGCGACUAACAAAGGCAGCCAAGCAGCAGCUGCAGACCAAGAGGAGACGGCACCUCAAGAGAGUUCUGAAUCUCUAUUGGAGGAUGUUGAAACGGACGGCGCUUCGAAGGACGAGAAGGCGAAGAGCACCGACAUGACCGUUGGUGAAGACGAAGCUUUGGGAGCAAACGGGAGCCAAGGCGACGACGACAUCAAAAAGGACGAGCUUACUGUUGCCGGUUGUGACUCUGUGGCUGCACCGGGCGCUGAACCUGAAUCGGACCUGGAGACGCACAUGGGGGAAGGAUCAGCUGUUGAAACUGUCAUGGAGACAGCCGAGGAGAACAAAGAUGCGUCUGCGUCCACGGCCCGCAACCACGAGACUCCUGCUGGUGAAGAGGCAAAGACGUCUCGCUCUGAUGGCGACGCAGCUUCCCAGGAGGCGGCCAUGCCAGAGCUCCCGAAGGUGACACAGGAGAUGGUGAACACGCUGCUGUUGGAGUGCCGAACAAGGACCGCCGGCCAUCCCAACAGCACGGCGCCUCCCGCCAACGGAGAACAGGGGGACACACAAAUGGAGACGGAGCAUGUUGACACGGCAACAAAGGAGACAAAAGAGCCAGCCAAGAAUCACACGGAGGAGGAGGUGAAGAAGCAGGAGAGGGAGCUGAAAGAGAGGGAGGCGAGAAAAGAGAAGGAGACGAGCGAGAGAGAGAGGAAGGAGAAGGAGAGAAGGGACAGGGAGAAGGAGGAGAGGACCAAGCGGGAGAGGAACGAGAAAGCCAGGAGGGAGAGGGAGAGGAGGGACAAAGAGAGGCGGGAAAGGAAGAGAGCAUACAGUGAAGAUUUGCCAGGGUCAAGGUCGUCCUCCAGGUCCGAGGGAUACAAGCAGAGCUCCUGGAAGGAUGAACCGGGUCACAACUCUGAAGCGGAGGCCGAAAUGAAUCAGGCGGGGGAGGAGCUCGAUGACUUCCCAUUCAACUUGAGUGACUUUGUGACGGUUGACGAAGUCGGAGAUGUGAAUGACCUCCCUUCCUCUGUUCCCAUGGAAACCACCGAGGAAGGAGAGGAUGCUCCCACGUCUAUCCUGGCGGAAGCUCCAGUGGACACACCCACCAUCGCGUCAGUCGCCCCAGCGACCGCGGUAGAGUGUGACGAGCUUGCAUCAGAGCCCGAAGCUGUGACUGUGUCCACAGCUGAGACGACCGAUGUUUUAGAGUCUUCAGCUCUCACCGUCAUCGCUGCAGCUUCCCCAGCGACGUCACACGCCGACUCUCCGCCCGGCCAAACGCACGCAACACGCCGACCAGAAGAAGCCACUCUGGACUCCACCACUGAGGUUGAACCGCUUCCCGUACCGGCAGCUUCAGCUGCCCCGGCUGGCUCCUCCUCCAGCAGCCCAGGAACAGGAGUCGGGACUUUGGAGGGGGAGAAAGAGGAGAAUGCACUCAAUCCCAGUGAGGCUAAUAAGGAGGAGAUGGUGUCGAACAAAACGGAGGAAGAGGAGAAGAAGUGGGAUGAAAAGGACAAAGAGACGGAAGAGCCUUCUGUGGAAACGGGAAUGUACGAGAGGUCUGAAGAUCUAGCAAACAGCGAAGAGGAGAGCGUGAAGAAGAAGUUAAUGGAGUACACCCUUCCUCCUUUUAACCCCAGCAGCCCAGUCGGUAUGGAGUACUUGGUCCCAAAGACGGGUUUCUUCUGUAAAGUGUGUCAUAGGUUCUUCAGUGGAGCCAAAGAGGCAGAGAUAAACCACUGCAAGACCCUCAAACACUAUGAGAGCCUCAAACACUAUGAGAGCCUACAGAAAUACUUGAAGACCACUGACCCAGAACUUGUCGGUCAAACCUGACUCCACCUGAGUGCGGCUAUGAAAGUCUUGACUGAAUUCACCAUUCCCCUCCUGCGUAUUGUCUCUUUAUUUCUCACGAAGGGUCCAGAUUCUCAUAUUGAUGCAGAUUAGAAUAUGUGCUUUAGAUUGUUUUUGUUGAUGUUUUUUUUAAGAGAGAUUAGUAGAAACUGGAAACAGUGGAAGAUGAAGGCUGUAAGGACAAUAAACAGUUUGAAUAAAUGGUC